CGGGCCCGGGGAGCCGCGGGCGAGCGGCCGGAGCGAGCCUCGGCCGGUCCCUGGGUCUAAAAAUAAAGGAUCCCUGCUGGAGCAGUGAUUAAGCGCUUGGCUGCUAACUGAAAGGGCAGUAUUUCAAGGAAAAGGUGGCAGCAUUGCUCAUUCCCUGAGAAAUGGGUCCCCUGGCUAAUUCAACAUGCUCCUGAUCUUGGAGACGUGGCAACAUGCAUAGAGCGGGGGAGCUGGGGUGGCGUCGGACGCGGAGCGUGGAGGUCGCCCGGGGGCGCGCGGGAUACGGCUUUACUCUCUCUGGACAGGCGCCCUGUGUGCUCAGCUGUGUCAUGAGGGGCAGUCCUGCGGACUUUGUUGGCCUGCGUGCUGGAGACCAGAUACUGGCUGUCAACGAGAUCAAUGUGAAGAAGGCAUCUCAUGAAGAUGUUGUGAAGCUCAUAGGGAAAUGUUCAGGUGUCCUGCACAUGGUGAUUGGUGAGGGCCUCGGCCACCUGGAGUCCUGCUCCAGUGAUGAGGAGGUUGGGUUUUAUGAAGGAAAGGGCUGGUUCAAGCCCAAGCUUGAUUCCAAAGCGUUAGGUAUAAACAGAGCGGAGAGAGUCGUUGAAGAAGUGCAGUCUGGGGGGAUUUUCAGCAUGAUUUUUGAGACUCCUAGUCUUUGUGCAAGCCCUUCAGAGCCCUUGAAGCCCAAACAAAGAUGCCUUUCAGAGUCGGCUGCAGUGCGACUGGACACUGGACAUGAAACUGUCAAUAAUCCCAACGCUAACAUGCUUUACAAGGAGGAAAUAGCGAAGGUGAUUAACGAUGAUUCAGUUUUCAGCAUUGGACUAGAAAACCAUGACGAUUUUGGAUUAGAUGCGAGCAUUUUAAACGUUGCCAUGGUGGUGGGCUACUUAGGUUCCAUUGAGCUGCCCUCUACCAGCUCCAACCUGGAGUACGACAGCUUGCAGGCCAUCCGGGGCUGCAUGAGGCGCUUGCGGGCAGAGCAGAAGAUCCACUCGUUGGUGACCAUGAAGAUCAUGCACGACUGUGUGCAGCUGUGCACCGACAAGGCUGGUGUGGUGGCGGAGUACCCUGCCGAGAAGCUGGCCUUCAGCGCCCUGUGCCCUGAUGACAGGCGGUUCUUCGGGCUCGUGACCAUGCAGACCAAUGACGAUGGGAGCCUGGCGCAGGAUGAGGAAGGGGUCUUGCGGACUUCCUGCCACGUGUUUAUGGUGGACCCUGACCUGUUCAAUCACAAGAUCCACCAGGGCAUCGCACGGCGGUUUGGGUUUGAGUGUACUGCAGACCCUGACACCAACGGCUGCUUAGAGUUCCCAGCCUCCUCUCUCCCCGUCCUUCAGUUCAUUUCCGUCCUGUACAGAGACAUGGGUGAGCUGAUCGAAGGCAUGCGGGCCCGGGCCUUCCUGGACGGUGAUGCGGACGCCCACCAGAACAACAGCACCAGCAGCAACAGUGACAGCGGCAUCGGGAACUUCAACCAGGAAGAGAAGAGCGCCCGCGUCCUCGUGGUCGACCUGGGUGGGGGCUCCAGCAAGCAUGCCCCCACCAGUGGUGCUGGCUGGGAAGGUGUGGGCGGGAGGGGCCCCCACCCCUGGGCGCCCCCCUGGAACGGCGCCUUCUGCCAUGAUCAGGAGGGGAGCGCCCCCUUCGAGGGCCCCCCACAGACCGACAGGUUCCGAGACUUACAUAAGCAUCUGGGACCCGGACCCCACGUGGAGCUGCCGCCCGCUGCUCUACGGAGCUCUGUCCCCCCUUCCAAGCGGAGCACCGUGGGGACUGGCUGUGGCUUCCACCAGCGGUGGCUCCCAGUCCACGUCCUCCAGGAGUGGCAGUGUGGCCAUGCCAGCGACCAGGACUCCUACACCGACUCCACCGAUGGGUGGUCCAGCGUCAACUGCGGCACGCUGCCCCCGCCCAUGAGUAAGAUCCCGGCCGACCGCUACCGGGUGGAGGGCAGCUUCGCGCAGCCCCCGCUGAGCGCCCAGAAGAGUGAGUGGUCCAGGAAGGCGUUUGGGGUGCCAAACAUUUUUGGCCCUCAUCGAAAUGUCAGAAAGACUAAAGAAGACAAAAAGGGUUCAAAAUUUGGGCGUGGAAUUGGGCUCAUCCAGACUUCUCAGCGGACGUCUCGGAGAUCGUUUGGAAGAUCCAAGAGAUUUAGUAUCACUCGUUCACUGGAUGAUCUUGAGUCUGCAACUGUGUCUGACGGUGAGCUGGACGGCGGUGACCUCAAGGACUGCGUGAGCAACCACAGCCUGAGCAGCAAUGCCAGCCUCCCCAGUGUGCAGAGCUGCCGGCACCUGCGCGCCAGGAGGGUUGCCAGCUGGGCCGUGUCCUUUGAGCGCCUCCUCCAGGACCCUGUGGGCGUUAAGUACUUCUCUGAUUUCCUGAGGAAGGAGUUUAGCGAGGAGAACAUUCUGUUCUGGCAGGCCUGCGAACGUUUCCAUCAUGUCCCUGCGCACGACAAACAAGAGCUCUCCUACAGGGCCCGGGAGAUUUUCAGUAAGUUCCUGUGCAGCAAAGCCACCACCCCCGUCAACAUUGACAGCCAGGCACAGCUGGCGGACGACAUCCUCAACGCCCCGCACCCUGACAUGUUCAAGGAGCAGCAGCUCCAGAUUUUCAACCUGAUGAAGUUCGACAGCUACACGCGUUUCCUGAAGUCGCAGCUGUACCAGGAGUGCAUCCUGGCCGAGGUGGAGGGCCGCUCGCUGCCCGACGCACAGCAGGUGCCCAGCAGCCCAGCCUCCAAGCACAGCGUCGGCUCAGAUCACUCCAACGUCUCCACGCCCAAGAAGUUAAGUGGAAAAUCGAAAUCCGGGAGAUCCCUGAAUGAAGACUUGGGGGAGGAAGACGGUGAGAAGAAACGCAAGGGAGCCUUCUUUUCCUGGUCAAGAAACAGGAGCACGGGGCGGUCCCAGAAGAAAAAGGAGCACAGCGACCCUUCGCACGACCCCCUUCAUGCCAACGGAGGCCUGUGCCGCAGGGAGUCCCGGGGCUCCACGUCCUCUGCAGGGAGCCUGGACCUGACGGAGGCCGGCAGGUCCCCAGCACCCGAGCAGGAGAAGGCCAAGCACUGUCGCGUCCACCUCCCUGAUGGCACAGUCUGCGCAGUGCCCGUCAGGGUGGGCGCCUCCAUCAAAGAGGCCCUGGCUGGACUCUGUGAGCGGCAUGGCAUCAACGGCGCAGCCGUGGACCUCUUCUUGGUCGGUGGAGACAAGCCUCUAGUGCUGCAGCAAGACAGCAGCAUCCUGGAGUCCAGGGACCUGCGCCUGGAGAAGCGCACGCUGUUCCGGCUGGAUCUUGUCCCCAUUAAUCGAUCGGUAGGGCUAAAGGCCAAGCCCACCAAGCCGGUCACGGAGGUGCUGCGGCCGGUGGUAGCCAAGUAUGGCCUGGACCUGCGCGACCUUGCUGUGCGGCUGAGUGGCGAGAAGGAGCUCCUGGACCUCGGCGCCCCCAUCUCCAGUCUGGAUGGGCAGCGGGUCGUCUUGGAAGAGAAGGACCCCUCGAGGGGCAAAGCAUCCACAGAUAAACAGAAAGGUGCGUCAGGCAAACACAGUAUAGCGGUAAAUUCCAGUUCCAGAAGCCACGCGGCUACGGGAGAGCAGAGGACGCUAGGCAAGUCUAACUCUAUUAAGAUAAAAGGCGAAAACGGAAAAAAUGCUAGGGAUCCCCGGCUUUCAAAGAGAGAAGAAUCUAUUGCAAAGAUUGGGAAAAAAAAAUAUCAGAAAAUUAAUUUGGACGAAGCAGAGGAGUUUUUUGAGCUUAUUUCCAAAGCUCAGAGCAACCGAGCAGAUGACCAGCGCGGGCUGCUGAGGAAGGAGGACCUGGUACUGCCUGAGUUCCUCCGCUUGCCACCUGGCUCAACAGGACUCGCGCUCUCCACCCCUGCCGCAGCCAAGGGCAUUAGCAAGAGACUGGGGAAGAGCCACAGCCAGGACAGCGCUCUGCCGCCCGGGGAGAGAUGGGAGGCCCAGGACCGAGGCGAGAGCUCUGCAGCCAGCCCCAGCUCAGCCAGCAGCCAGCCUAGGUCCCCCGCAGCCACGUCGCCUGGGCAGAAGCCCCCUGCUGGGCCCCUCCCCAGUCCUUGGGCCCCCCACCCCGCUGCGCAAGAAGGAGCCUCGAAGACCUGGAGGCGGCAGCCGAGGGAGGUGGAGGGCGUGCAGACCCUGGAGGAGGACCCUACAGCCGACCUGACGCUUGUUGGGGAGGGGGACAUCAGCAGCCCCAACAGCAGCCUGCUGCCACCACUGCCCACCCCACCAGCCAGCGCCCACCAUGCGCCCCCAACCCCACUGCUGGACACGCAGGACACGCCAGGACUGCAGAGACCAGGAGGCGGGGCCCGCAGCUGCCAAGGCCUCCCAGUCAAGCGGGUAAUCGACGUGGACUGUGUCACCAGCCCGGCGUCCACACUGGACGGCAGUGUCCUGGGAGUACAGACGGGCCCUGGACGAUCCUGGGCCGGUGGACUCCUGGUGUCAGAACCCCCCAGUCUGGCCCCCACCCCAGGGGAGCUGGCCAAGGCUGUGGUCACCCAGCACCAUGCCACCUUCGUCUGAGGCCGACCCCAGUCCCCUGCAGGCCCUGAGGAUGAGCUCUCUCGUGGACACGCGUGUGGAGGCCCCUGAAGGAUGCGUCCCUGAGAGCCUCAGAGGGGGCCCACCUCUGCUGUCACACCAUCAGGAGCCAAACCAGGAGAGGGCAGAGGGGACCAGCCUGGACUUACACCUCGGCCUCCAGCCCUUGCUCAAUAAAAGCAUUUUGGGGACCACCAAGCGUCAGGCCUUGGCUGGAGGUGCUGGGGACACAGACCAUGCCCCUCAGAUGCUGAGCACACAAAGAUGCUCCAGGGGUGGAGGUGCCUGGGAGCAGGCGGACUCUUAGUGACAAGGACCAGGGUGAUGUAGCUGGGGGUGG
Messenger RNA from Loxodonta africana (African savanna elephant), 4917 nucleotides. RefSeq names its product regulator of G protein signaling 12 (gene RGS12). The record is from RefSeq and is a predicted model, not a curated record. The transcript has 19 exons. Gene Ontology annotation, molecular function: protein binding; GTPase activator activity. Lineage: Eukaryota; Metazoa; Chordata; Mammalia; Proboscidea; Elephantidae. Gene Ontology annotation, biological process: regulation of G protein-coupled receptor signaling pathway; signal transduction. Gene Ontology annotation, cellular component: cytoplasm; plasma membrane; nucleus. Bases 213 to 4559 code for a protein of 1448 amino acids.